This is a messenger RNA of Drosophila guanche, 2005 nucleotides long. RefSeq names its product proclotting enzyme. Gene Ontology annotation, biological process: proteolysis. The transcript has 5 exons. The record is from RefSeq and is a predicted model, not a curated record. NCBI's taxonomy places the organism in Eukaryota, Metazoa, Arthropoda, Insecta, Diptera, Drosophilidae. Gene Ontology annotation, molecular function: serine-type endopeptidase activity. The coding region runs from base 80 to 1852 and encodes 590 amino acids.
CUCGCUGCCACGAUUGCUCUCCCAAUCGACAUUCAAUCGCAUAUCGGAGACCCUCGGGGCCAUCAAUCAUGUCGGACACAUGUUGGUGGACAUGACCAGGGGAGGACAGGAAGCGGCGAAGACGGAGAGUGAGGGAAGCGGUGAUAAGAGCAGCACAGCCACCACCACAGAAGCGACACCAACAACAGCCACUGGUAACACCACCGCACCGCACCCCGUUCCCUCCGUGACAUCCACCCCUCUGGGAAGAUCGGAGCCCCUCCCCGGCAUCUCUGGCAAGCUGCUGGACAGACCAAUUACACUCUCGCCCAAUAGUUUGCUGCCAGCGGGUAGGCCAGCGAAUCUGAGUGCCAUUCAGCAGGUGGCAACCAAGAGGAUUGGCGUCGACGCCGCCCCCAUGUUCGUGGAGAACAAGGAGCUGAAGCAGAAGAAGAAAAAGAAGAAGAACAAGAACAAGCAGAAGCUGAAGCCGAAGCCCAGCGAGGAGCAGCUGCAGGGCACACAACAGAUUCAACAGAAGAUCAAAAUACCAACGACACCACGCACCACCACGACCAGCCCAGGGACAAGCACGAGCAGCACUAGGAUUACCCCAGUGACCCUACGACCUCUCGAUCAAUUGGCUUUGGCCAGCAAUGACGAGGAGGCCGGCACUGGCAAGGAUGCGGAGAAUUACUGCAAGACUCCAAGUGGCCGUGCGGGACGCUGCGAGGAUCUCAGCAGCUGCCCAGCGCUGCUCCUGAAUCUGAGCAGCCUGCGCGAGUCCCUGUGCUUCAAGAGUCUCUUUGUGCCCGGCGUGUGCUGUCCUUUGUCUUCGGUUAGCACUUCGGAGAGCUCCGCCCCGCAGAGCACCACUCAGAGGCCGCUCAAACUGACUGCCAAACCCACUCCCAGCAGCACCACAAAACGCACCACCGCGAGGCCAGUGACAGCCAGACCCUCGACACGCCCCACCUCUGGCCUGGUGCUCAUACCCCAAAAGAAACCACCCACCACGACGACAACCACAACAACGGAAGUGCCGCUGGAGCCCGAGGGUCUGGAUGAGCUUGGCAACAAUAUUGUGGAUCCGGAUGAGUGCGGACAGCAGGAGUACUCCACGGGUCGCAUUGUCGGUGGAGUCGAGGCACCCAAUGGCCAGUGGCCCUGGAUGGCGGCCAUCUUUCUGCACGGCCCCAAGCGCACAGAGUUCUGGUGCGGUGGCUCCCUGAUUGGCACCAAGUACAUCCUGACAGCGGCUCAUUGCACGCGCGAUUCCAGGCAGAAACCCUUUGCGGCACGACAGUUUACGGUGCGUUUGGGUGACAUAGAUCUGUCCACAGAUGCGGAGCCCUCGGAUCCGGUGACAUUUGCUGUCAAGGAAGUUAGAACACAUGAACGCUUCUCUCGCAUUGGUUUCUACAAUGACAUUGCCAUUCUGGUGCUGGACAAACCCGUGCGAAAGUCCAAAUAUGUGAUACCCGUCUGUCUGCCCAAAGGCAUUCGAAUGCCGCCAAAGGAGCGCCUGCCGGGCCGCAGGGCCACUGUGGUGGGCUGGGGCACCACCUACUACGGUGGCAAGGAGUCCACCAGCCAGCGGCAGGCAGAACUUCCCAUCUGGCGGAAUGAGGACUGCGAUCGCAGCUACUUCCAGCCCAUCAAUGAGAAUUUCCUGUGUGCUGGCUACUCCGAUGGCGGUGUGGAUGCGUGUCAGGGUGACUCUGGUGGUCCUUUGAUGAUGCGUUACGACUCCCAUUGGGUGCAGCUGGGAGUUGUAUCCUUUGGCAACAAAUGCGGAGAGCCAGGAUAUCCAGGUGUGUACACACGUGUCACCGAGUACCUCGAAUGGAUACGAGAUCACACGCGUGACUGAUCAUCCGGAUCGGACUGUUCCAUUCGUUUAGCCUGUAACUUGUAGCCUAGGUUUAGUUACUUACUAGUCUCUUACUUUGUACUCUUAAUGCUUCCUGCCUUGUCCCUGCUCCACUGAUGCUCCCUGACCUCUCCCCCUUAUUUAUUAAUACAU